AAGGCGUGCGACACAUAUUUCUAACAACAAAAUAUGUUCAUUUAUCUCUUUAUUAGCAGAUGACAAGGUGACGAGAACUUGUUUACCUAAACCCAAAUUAAUUUGAACAUUUUUUAAAAAUAAGUCUUACAAAAAAUAUGGCAAAAUCAUCAGUUGUUUUAAGUUUUCAUGAAAUAUUAUUACACGAAUCUGACGUUGAACUACUUGGUGGUCCACAUUGGUUAAAUGAUACAGUAAUAUCAUUUUAUUUUGAAUACUUAGAAAAAGUGUUGUUUAAAAAUGCUAGUGAAAUCUUAUUUGUUUCACCUGAAGUGACACAAUGUAUAAAAAUGGUUCAAGCCACUGAAAUAGGUGUUUUCCUAGAACCCUUAGACAUUGAUACUAAGAAGUUUGUAUUCUUUGCCCUCAAUGAUAACAAUUCACCUGAAAAGGCAGGAGGGUCACACUGGAGCCUUCUUGUUUUCUCUAAAACUGAAAAUUGUUUUUAUCACCUUGAUUCAUCAUCUGGAAGCAAUCAUGAUGUGGCAUGGGAUUUUGCAAGUCAUUUGAUGUCUUAUUUGGGUAAAGGAGGUGCAAUUAAUUUUGUGGAUAAGGAAUGCCUCCAACAAAACAAUGGAUAUGACUGUGGUGUGCAUGUAAUUUGCAAUACUGAGAGACUAGCAAAUCACGCUCAAAGCCAUCAGGAAAUUAACUCAUGUGAUAUGUCUGUUAAAAUAAAUCCUAACAUAAAGAGAAAAGAAAUUCUUGGAAUUAUUCAUAACUUAUCAAAACCCUAAUGUAAUGUAAUUUUUAAUUAUUUUGUAUACUAAAGAUUAUAAGUCUAUUAAAAUGUUUUUGAUUA
Molecule: messenger RNA, 841 nt
Organism: Nymphalis io (European peacock)
Lineage: Eukaryota; Metazoa; Arthropoda; Insecta; Lepidoptera; Nymphalidae
Product: sentrin-specific protease 8
Exons: 2
Coding region: 138-776 (212 amino acids)
Biological process (GO): proteolysis
Molecular function (GO): deNEDDylase activity; cysteine-type peptidase activity
Source: RefSeq, a predicted model, not a curated record